AUGCCUGGACACAUCAGAUCAGUGUCUUUUGUGUGGGUGGUGUUGGUGUGUCUGCUGUUGUGCAGCAGACUGACCAGCGUUGGUUCAGCACCCCUCUGUACCAACGGCCAGGCUGGGUGCCACGUGCUCUCCCUGGCCAACCUGUUUGACCGGGUCAUCCAACACUCAGCCAGGAUGCAUGGCAUUUCAAAUGACCUGCACUCCGAGUUUGAGCAGUACUUCCUGCCCAGUAAGAAUCAAAUCGGCAGGGUCGGUCGCAACUGUCACACCUCCACCAUCUUCACCCCAAAUGGCAAGGAGAACGCUCAGAGAAUGGCGAGAGAGGAGCUGAUGCAGGUGAUCCUGCAGCUCCUGGUGGCCUGGAGGGACCCUCUGUGGCAUUUCCAUCAGAGCAUGGCUCAGCACGACUUCAACAACUUCAGCUCCAACAAAGCUCUGGAGAUGAGCGACAUGGUGCACGAGCUGCGCAAAGGUGUGGAGAAAGUGGCUGAGAAGAUGCAGCUGCUGGGGAUGAUUAGUAACACUGUGAGCAGCCUGGCUUCUCCAGAGGAUCUGUUGCCAGCCGACAGCACCGAGUGGCGCCUGAUGAAAGACUACGACCUCCUCUACUGCUUCCGCCGAGACUCAAACAAGGUCCAGAACUACCUGAAGAUCCUCAAGUGUCGCAUCGCCCCUGAGCACGGAUGCUGAAGUCCAGAAAACGAUGCAGGCUGCGUUUAACUCCGGAAAUACCAACGCAUGGCAACGGAAAUACUCGGGUCAGAGACUACGCCGACGAUGCUGUGGUUUCUAUGUGUGUUUUCUAUCUACAGGAAUGUUAACUGAUAUUAUGAGUGAAGAACCCAAAGACUCUACCCAUCCCCCACCUUCAUGCCUGAUAUAAUAGAGUGUGGACAAACAUGAGUAUGAACAAGGAUGGAAUGAGUGUAACACGUUAUCAUAGACCUCUCUAUAUCACAUAAAAUAUAAUACAGUAUCAAACAUUUCAAGGAACAUGGAUGCAAUGUUUUUGUUUUUGUCAUAUCUGCAGAGGUGAUCGUCUGAAGUUCUGCUAGUAAAGGAUUUUCACACAGUACUUGCUUAUGUACCAUGUACAUUGAAAGUUGCUGCUUGGUUGCGGUGCAGUCGUGUUGAGGGCCAUCAGCACCAAGAACGAUAUAUAGAACCUAACUCAAGUGGAUGGCGGAGUCCACACUACAACUGUAACAACAACGAAAGUGGCCAACGGUAUUAUCUGGGUCACUCCCAGAGUGAUUUCAUGAACGAUAGAAAUACUAACAGCAGAUCAGAAUCUGUCACGUCGUGCAUAAUAUCCC
Plectropomus leopardus (leopard coralgrouper) is the source of this 1316-nucleotide messenger RNA. RefSeq names its product prolactin 2 (gene prl2). The record is from RefSeq and is a predicted model, not a curated record. NCBI's taxonomy places the organism in Eukaryota, Metazoa, Chordata, Actinopteri, Perciformes, Serranidae. Gene Ontology annotation, biological process: response to nutrient levels; positive regulation of receptor signaling pathway via JAK-STAT. Gene Ontology annotation, cellular component: extracellular region. Gene Ontology annotation, molecular function: hormone activity.